Messenger RNA from Dichomitus squalens LYAD-421 SS1, 1491 nucleotides. RefSeq names its product FMN-linked oxidoreductase. The coding region runs from base 1 to 1491 and encodes 496 amino acids. The transcript has 4 exons. The record is from RefSeq and is a predicted model, not a curated record. Lineage: Eukaryota; Fungi; Basidiomycota; Agaricomycetes; Polyporales; Polyporaceae. Gene Ontology annotation, molecular function: oxidoreductase activity; FMN binding.
AUGUAUGAGCACUUCGCGCCUCUCUGGGGCUCUGGUCCCCAUGAAAGCUUCAUCGCGCUCUACCAAAAGUGGGCUGCAGGAGGCUGGGGCAUGAUCAUGACCGGCAAUAUCCAAGUCGCGAAAGACCAUCUUCCGCUUGGCCGCGAUCUUGUCGUUCCCGACGCCCUUAGCGAAGAGACACUCGCACCAUGGCGCGAACUUGCGAAUACUAUCCACUUCGGGGCUCCCGCCGCCUCAUCCUCACGAAUAGGAUUGGGAGGGAAGGAUGAGGACAGUCGCCCACUCGCAAUCAUGCAGCUAUCCCAUGGAGGAAGACAGUCGCUCAAUUUCUACGGAGGUCGACGGCUGUUCGCGCCCCCGCUCGCCCCCAGCCCGAUUCGAGUCGGCCAGAUGCACAAAGGACAAGAUGGCUGGCUAUCGCGCUUGGCCCAUUGGUUGUUCCUGCAGGUCCCGAAGGAGAUGACACAUGAGGACAUUCAGCGUACGAUUGGGCAGUUCGUGCUCGGGGCACAGCUGGCGGCGCAGAGUGGAUUCGACGGUAUCGAGCUGCACGCUGCGCAUGGAUACUUGAUCAGCGAAUUCAUAUCGCCCAAGACGAACCGCCGGACAGACGAGUACUCUGCAGAUCGCGACCCGCUUCGCUUCCUCCGAGAAAUCGUUGAAGCAAUCCGCGCUCCGGGUGUAGUGCCUGACGAUUUCAUCGUCGGCGUGAAACUCAACGCAGCGGACUACGCGCGAGACACUUGCGAGCUUCAAGAAAACCGAGCGCUCGAACACGUUCGCGAGAUUGGCAAAUGGGGCCUUGUGGACACUAUUCAGGUUAGCGGUGGCGACUACGAGGACCCGCAGUUCAUUGAUGUGGCGCUAGAGUACAAGUCCGCACGCCAAGUCGUCUAUGAAUCCUUCGCCGAACGUAGCAUCGAAAUCCUCUCCAGCUGCAUCCCAACAGCGACCUCCCGCCCACCUCCGCUCGUCCUCCUGACAGGCGGCCUCAACACUCUCCCACGAAUGUCCUCCGCUCUCGCUCGCGACCACGCGCAACUGCUCGGCAUAGGCCGACUCUCCGUCAUCCACCCACAUCUCCCCACCGAACUGUCCGCCGCACUCUCCAGGAAAGACGCUGAUUUCCUGCGCUCCGAGCCCUGGGCGCUGAGCGAGCUAGGCGACCCGCCCUCCUCAUACCUGAGCUGGCGCGGGCUCGAGCGCGCGCUGUGGUACGUCUGCCUGCUCGUGUGGUCGUACAUACCUGCGAAGAUGCCGAGGGUGGUGGGCGCGACGGCGAACGUGAACUGGCACAAUUACAUGAUGAGGCGGCAUGCGUUGGGACAGGACCUCGACUUCACCGUUGGCACAGUCGGGACGAUGGCGAGGUUCUUUUUGCUUCCCGUGCCGCAUGCGAGCCGGACAGAUGGGGAGGGGGACUGGGUGUGGUGGAUUUCUGUGGCGGUUGUUGGAGUCGUGCUUGGGAUGGCAUUGGGUCAAGUUAUUUGA